AUGCAUCAUGACGCUCUCCAGGCUUCUUUAAGCGAGUACGAAUUCAGCCGGAAAAUGGCGAUUCAGGUGGAAGAGGAUGAACACAAACUCGGUCAAUCAACGAAUAAUUUCAAUCUAUCGCAUCAUUUCAUUAAGGAGCAUCAAAUGUUGGUUCAAUUGGAUGAGUUACUCAUGAAAUGUGAAAGUCGAGAUGAAAACGAAGAGUGGCAUCAAUUGGGCCGUUGGAUUCGAUACGAAGAAGCAGUCGAGAAGGGCGCUCAACGCUUCGGAAAACCGAAAUUAUCAUCGUUGUCGUUUCAUGCUUUAUUGCAGCUGAGACACUGCUUCGAAAUAGGUGCCGUUAUGCUGGAUUUGAAUCUAGAUUCUUAUGAAAAUGUUUUCGAAGGAAUUGUUGAAGAAAUGGUACGAACUAAUACCGUUCACAGAACGGAUCGUGACCAUUUGCUUCAUCUGCUGAAAUUACCACGUCGACAUACAUUUCAACCAUCAUUUCAACCACCUGAAGGAACAUUACGGACGUUCGGACGUUAUUUUGGCUUUCGAGGCAAUAAAGAAUGUGAUAGUAAUGUGACUACGCAAAUGACAAACGGUCAGAACAUAUCGCCUAAGCGAGCAGCGCAUACCAGAAGACGUUCUGUUUUUCCUUGGGACAGAGCUCCCUGGAACACUGAAUUGCUCAAACGAUUGUCUACAGAUGCGGAGGCUGCUUCGGUGAGCGUCGGCACAUCGGCUAAAUUACGACAUUUGUGCAUCGCUUUUGUGCGUUUACAUCCCGAUACUUAUAUCGAAAACCAAGUGGAACUUCCUCUGCCUCUUAGGUAUUUGUUCGUAAUUUUGGGGCCUAUAACGCCAAAUCUUGAUUUUCACGAAAUCGGCCGUUCCCUAUGUGCACUUCUCGCGAACCGAUCCUUUCGAGACGCUUGCUCUUGUGCGCUUGAUCGUACGGAUAUCAUACAAGCUAUAAACGACUUUUUGGAUGAAUCAACGGUGAUCCCACCAGGCGACUGGGAAUUGGAUAAAUUUGUUGAGCACGAUUUUAUUCGUACGCAUCGUGUACGACACACACUCGGUUCAAGACGUCGUGCUCUUGUAACAAGACCCGUCGAACUUGAUCAGUAUCUGUUAGAUGAGGAGAAACGAAAGAAAAAUGACCCACUCAGAAGGACUGGCGUUGUGUUCGGUGGUCUUAAACGUGAAGUGCAAAAGCGAUAUCCUUAUUACAUAUCAGAUCUGACGGAUGCGUUCAAUUUACAGUGUGUACGAUGUGUUAUCUUCAUUUUUCUCACCUGUUUCUUUCCUGCCCUUACUUUUGGCGCAAUUAUCGGUGAAAUAACGAACGGUGAAAUUGGGAUGAUUGAAACGUUACUUGCUACGUCACUUGGUGGGAUUACAUUUGCACUUCUUUCAACUCAACCUCUUAUUGUAAUGGGUGUAGUUGGCUCGAUGCUCAUUUUUGAAGAAUCACUUUAUGAGUUCUCAUCAGUCAAUGGCUUCCCAUAUUUGGCAAUGCGAUUUUGGGUUUCUGUUUGGGCUUUUCUUUUUGCAGCGGUGGUCGUGUGCUUUGAAGGGUCAUUAUUGAUUCGUAACGUCACUCGUUUUUCGGACGAUAUUUUAUCGGCUCUCAUCUCAGUUAUUUUCUUUUCUGAGUGUAUUCGUUUUUUGUGGACAAUUUUCUCCGAGAAUCCUUUGAUGACUGCUGAGCAGUACUGUAAUUCAUCUCUUCAAGACAUGUUGCGAUUAGAUAACAAUUCAACGAGUUCAACUCGACAUUCAAAUGCUCAACCAAACACUGCACUCUUAGCCGUAUUUUUUACUGCUGCAACAUUUUUGAUCGCCUUCGCACUUCGUCGAGUUCGUAAUUCACGGUACUUCGGCAGACAGGUUAGGCGUGCGCUGGGUGAUUUUGGAUUGAGCAUUUCAGUUAUAUUAAUGGUUGUAUUUGAUAAGGUACUCAUUAGCGCUUCAACUCUUACAAGUACACUCAAUAUUACCAUCGAGCUUUUGCCAUCGGCAGAGCGUUCGUGGCUUGUGAAUAUAUUCGAGUGGCCUUCAGAGGGAACUCCAUUACCAAUGGCAGCCAUUCUUCCAGGAUUCCUUCUGUUCUUUCUUCUUUUCACUGAAACACUUGUCUGCGAAAUGAUGUUACUCAAUCCCCAACUGAAAGUUAAAAAAGGCACCGGUUAUCACUUCGACCUUCUACUUUCAGGUUUACUUCUGGUUGCAAACGCUCUGUUCGGUUUGCCGUGGUUGUGUGCUGCAUCAAUGCGUACCACAGCUCAUAUUCACAGCUUAACGCUCUAUCGACUUCGUGCACCUGGUCAGAAGCCAAGUAUUGUAGGCUUACGUGAGCAAAGACUUACCACUGUUGCACUUCAUGCGCUUAUCGGUUCAACGCUGUUGUUUCCAAGCGUUUUAAAGUCUAUUCCACAAUCAGUCUUGUUCGGUGUUUUCCUCUACCUCGGUGUUAUGAAUCUCACGUCAUCACAAAUGCUCUCACGUUCAAUUCUCUUUUUUGUUCCAGUCAAGUAUCAUCCGUCUGUUUCCUACUGUCUCAGAGUACGCACUUGGCGAAUGCAUGCAUUCACAACCAUUCAGCUAUUGUGUUUUAUCAUUGUAUGCUUUAUAAAAUCACACAAUUCGACUGCAUUCGCAUUUCCUUUGGCAGUACUGAUGGCCGUGGCUGUACGUCAGUUUCUUUUACCGAAGUUAUUCACGUCAAUCGAGUUGAUGGCACUCGAUGGUAUCGAUGAAGAACCGUCACAGGAUGGCGAUUUCUAUGAAGACAGUCGGAAGCCAGCUCUUCUAUCCUCUUUCAAUGUUGAUGAAACGUUUUAG
Messenger RNA from Anisakis simplex (herring worm), 2835 nucleotides. The record is from the annotation of a GenBank genome assembly. Lineage: Eukaryota; Metazoa; Nematoda; Chromadorea; Rhabditida; Anisakidae.